CUUAUGGGCUGGCCACCAUAUGUCAAAGGAGGACCCCAUGCAAAGUGUGAAGGAGCCUUUCGGGUUUUAACUGCAGACAGUGCCACUGCCAAGAGGAGGCCUUGGCUGUUCUGCCGUUCGCCAGUGCCUUCGUACUACCCUCCCCCUGGUGCUUAAAAGGACGCCAUAUUCUUCUCUACUCUUGCCAACACUACACUCUCUCUGAGGAACUUGAAGUUGCCACCUUUCUUUUCCUUUCUGCUUGGAUCGAUGGAGGACAUGCAGAGAAGCAACCGAGGCCGGGUCUACUCUCUCAAACCAAAUGCCACAAUAUACACUGGCUUUGCGCAUAAAUAUGUGAGUCAUCUCUUGCCAGCUCUUACUAAAGCCACUAACAUUUUCUCUUGCGGUGGAAAUAAAGAUGAGAACAUGGAAAAGAUGGUGAGAUUCGAAGUGGACAUGGCACUAGUGCUUUCUGCCAGUGGUUUCAAAUGGAGCCAUGCCUUGAAACACAAGCUCGAGCAACGCGUGAGCUCAAAUCAACUUCUUCAUCAGUUCGCACCAUACCAAUCAAGCAUCUUGCGAGUGAACAAACACAAAACGCUGGUCGACCAUCUUCGAACACCCCUCUCCAUUCCUAAACCUCUAGUUCCCACGAAGGCAAAUGGGCCAAAGAGAACAUGCCGGCGGAGGAGUUACAAUAAGAAGACUAGAGGAGAGAAGGAAUUUGGUUGCCGCAUUAGGAUUCUGAGGAGGAUUUUGCCUGGUGGCAAUGAGAUGGGUCUGUGCGAGUUGCUCUCUGAAGUGGAGAGCUAUGUAAUUUGCCUACAGUUGCAGGUGAACGUCCUCAAGUCUCUUGUUGAGACCCUUUGAAGUGUUUUCAGUUUCAUGGGCUCGGUUUUCAGCAAGAAUUAUAAGCCGUGUAGCAUUCACUGUUAGGAUGCCAGAAUGUAGAGAGAGUUUAAAUUAAUGUUUUUGGGAAGGAACACAAUCUUCAAACGUAAUGUUAGCUCGUAAGUUGGAUGUUUUUUG
Molecule: messenger RNA, 1011 nt
Organism: Elaeis guineensis (African oil palm)
Lineage: Eukaryota; Viridiplantae; Streptophyta; Magnoliopsida; Arecales; Arecaceae
Product: transcription factor bHLH146
Biological process (GO): regulation of DNA-templated transcription
Source: RefSeq, a predicted model, not a curated record